This is a messenger RNA of Mauremys reevesii (Reeves's turtle), 2440 nucleotides long. RefSeq names its product T-lymphocyte surface antigen Ly-9-like. Bases 193 to 1560 code for a protein of 455 amino acids. The record is from RefSeq and is a predicted model, not a curated record. NCBI's taxonomy places the organism in Eukaryota, Metazoa, Chordata, Testudines, Geoemydidae. Gene Ontology annotation, cellular component: external side of plasma membrane. Gene Ontology annotation, biological process: T cell activation. The transcript has 6 exons.
GAAAGAGCGUCUCGUGGAGGAAGUUGCAGAGCUGUGGGGCGGGUCAUUUCUCUGCAGCCCCUCGGCACCAUCAGGGAUCGGCCACUCAGCCAGACUCUGCCGUCUAACCUGCUCUGGCUCCGGCUCUGUUCGGUCAGGACACCCGUUAUAUGGACUGACGGCCGCCCGCUCUGCCUGCCCCUCGCUGCCAGGAUGCAGGGGGCUCUGCGGCCUUCCCUUCUCUUGCUCCUGCUGGUUUUACAGCACAGCGGGCCCGGCAGAGCUGGGGCAGGCGCGAUGGAGCUGAGCCGGAUUGUGGGGGGCUCCGUCACUUUCCCCCUGGGGAGCCCAGCAGAGCAAGUUACAACUGUUGCCUGGACAGUAAACGCAACGAGGAGCAUAGUAACUGUCCAAGCAGGAAACCCCCCCGUAUUCAUUGUGUCCGACCCAUCCUACAAGGGACGCGUGAGAGUCCCCGAGAGCAACUCGCUUCAGAUCACCAGCCUGAGGAUGCAGGACACGGGCACCUACGGAGCUCACAUCAGCACAGCUACUGGCACUUCCAGCAUCCACAGAGCCUUCCUGCUGCGCGUGUACAAGCAAGUACCGGAGCCAACUGUCCUCUGUGACUCAGUGACCUGUGUGACUGAAACCUGUAACUACAACCUGCGCUGCACCGUCGGGGAUGGAGGGGACAAUGUGACCUACAACUGGACUCACACAGCAGGGGGCGAUGUGGUACCCAAUGGGUCCGUUCUGCACAUCUCUCUGCGCCCCCAGGAUGCUCCCCUGAAUGUCACCUGCACAGCCCAGAACCCCGCCAGUAACAGCUCCACAACCGCCUCUGCAACGGGCCUUUGUGCAGGGCCCGGCAGAGCUGGGGCAGGCGCGAUGGAGCUGAGCAGGAUUGUGGGGGGCUCCGUCACUUUCCCCCUGGGGAUCCCAGCACAGCAACUUAUAACUGUUUCCUGGACAGUAAACACAACAAGGAGUAUAGUAAUUGUAAUAGCAGGAAACCCCCCCAAUGUCAUUGUGACCGACCCAUCCUACGAGGGACGCCUGAGAGUCCCUGCCGAGAGCAACUCGCUUCAGAUCACCAGCCUGAGGAUGAAGGACACGGGCACCUACGGAGCUGAAAUCAGCACAGUUACAGGCACCAUCCACAGACCCUUCCUGCUGCGCGUGUACAAGCAGGUACCGGAGCCAAUUAUCCUCUGUGACUCAGUGACCUGUGUGACUGAAACCUGUAACUACAACCUGCGCUGCACCAUCGGGGAUGGAGGGGACAAUGUGACCUACAGCUGGACCCACACAGCAGGGGGCGCUGUGGUACCCAACGGGUCCACUCUGCACGUAUCUCAGAAACCCCUGGCCGUCACCUGCACAGCCCAGAACCCCGUCAGUAACAGCUCCACAACCGCCUCUGCAAAGAGCCUUUGUGCAGCUCCCCCACCAGCCCCGGCCUCCUCGCUGUCCUACUGCCACCUCAAGGGGAUCGUCCUGCUGCUGGUGCUGGGAGCCCUGAGCGCCGGGAUCAUCGCGGUGCACGUCCUCCCCGGCAGGGAGCGGAGACGGGACUGAGAGCAGAGGAGCUGCCACUGCGCCUGCCAAUCCCGCCUGGGCGUUCCCAGCCCCCCAGCCCGAGGAUGCUCCGGGGGCCGCUCGCUCGCAGCUUCUGACGGGUGAACGUCACUGAGUGGGAGGAGGGGAAGUAUCGGGUCCCUCUGUGGGGCUGGAGAUGUGGUGGAGAAUCCGCCCUGCUCAGUGGCGCCCUCUGGCAGCCGCCGGCAGCACAACAGGUGCAUCUGCCUCAGUUUCCUCCCAUCCACCUUCUGAAAAGACCCCAGUGUCUAUUCGUACCCCUAGCUGGGUUUCAUUUAUUGUCCCAGCGUGUAAACAGUCCCUAGGUGCCCAGCCCACAAUUCACACAAAUCCCCCAACCCAGAGCUCACUGCUCAGUCCCCACGGCUGCUCCAGCGCCUGGUUCUUUCCAGGUUUCUGCACUCCACGGGGUCAUGAUCUUUGUACCUCUGGGGUAACCUUACUACUGGCAUCACACUCGCUGCGGGGUUUCCUUGUGGCCCAGGCUCAGUCACCAUCUACCCCACAAUGCUCAGCACCUCCUGCUCCCACGUGAUCCGGAUUUGUGUCCCUGUCCCAGCUCUGAGCUGCCAGCCAUGGGGAGGCGCCUUCAAUUCCUUUGCGCAGGCCCUUAUGUAGCAGAGAAUCUAGAGAUCCUCUGCUCCCAGGGGAUCUCAGCCCCCCCGGGAGGCAGGGCCAGAUUCCCAUUCAUGCCAAGCCUCCGUUGUGACGGGUUGGGUCACAGAGACCCCCUUGGGACUGUCAGCUGAUGUACCGAGACUACCUCCGAGCCCGUUUCCCCUGCCAGCCUGGGACUUCAGUACCCUGCCUGGUCGAGCCAGACACACUAGCCUGCUGCAAACACAGACCCAGGUCUGAC